AUGAGAGACUUAGUUGUUCUUGGAGGCUCAUCACAUCCAUUACUUACAAAAUCAAUAUGUAGAAAUUUAACAAUUGAACAAAGUAGAUUAGAUUCAAGAAAAUUUUCAAAUGGUGAAACAUCAAUAGUUGUACAAGAUAGUGUUAGAGAAAAAGAUGUCUAUAUUGUACAAAGCGGUUGUGGUCAUGUUAAUGAUACUUUUAUUGAAUUAUUAAUUACUAUAGCUGCUUGUAAAACAGCAAGUGCUAAAAGAGUCACUGCUGUAUUACCUUUGUUUCCAUAUUCCAGACAACCUGAUGUUCCUUUCUUACCAAAUUCAACUGGUGCUCCUAGUUUGACUACAAAAAAGGAUGAUUAUACUUUUGAAAGUGCACCAAGUACUCCAAGACCAUUAUCACGAGAUGGAACUAAGUCAUUUGAUUUUAGUAAUAGUAAUUCAAAUAGUAUAGGUUUAAUGCCUGAUGUUUCAAAAUUAAAAGUCAACAACUUAAAAACUCCACAACCAGUAAGGUAUACACCAAAAUCCAUAGUUACAAACUCAUCAUCAACUAAUUUCUUACCUCAAAUAGAUGCUCAAGGUAAAACUGAAAGUGGGUAUAAACAAUGGAUUGCACAAAAUGGUACACUUAUAGCCAACUUAUUAUCAACAGCAGGAGCUGAUAGGAUUAUAACAAUGGAUUUACAUGAUCCUCAAUUCCAAGGGUUUUUUAACAUACCAGUUGAUAACUUAUAUUCAAGACCAAUUUUAAAACAUUAUAUAAUGGAUUAUAUCCCAAAUUAUCAAGAUUGUGUUAUUGUAAGUCCAGAUUCAGGUGGAGCUAAAAGAGCUACUUCUAUAGCUGAUACUAUUGGAUGUUCAUUUGCUUUGAUACAUAAAGAAAGAAGAGCAAAAGUUGCAAAAGGUCCACCUCUGACUUCUUCUAGUUCUUCAUCAAUAUCUGCCGGAGCUGCUCAACAACAAAUACAACGUCAACAAUAUAGUCAACAACAACAGCAGCACCAUCACAAUCAACAACUUCACCAUCAUCAUAGCUCAACUCAACUACAACAAGCUCCCAAAAUGGUUGCUACAACUAUGUUAGUAGGAGAUGUUAAAGAUAAAGUAUGUGUUUUAAUUGAUGAUUUAGUAGAUACUUCAUAUACCAUAACGAGAGCUGCGAAAUUAUUAAAAGAUCAAGGUGCAAAAUAUGUAUAUGCAUUAGUUACUCAUGGUAUAUUUAGUGGUGAUGCAAUUAACAGAAUAAAUAAAAGUCAAAUUGAUAAAUUAGUUACAACAAAUUCAGUACCACAAAUUGAAAAUGUUGCUAUAUUGGGAGAUAAAAUGGAAGUUUUAGAUGUUAGUAGGAUAUUUGCGGAAGCUAUAAGAAGAAUCAAUAAUGGUGAAAGUGUAAGUAUGUUAUUCGAUCAUGGAUGGUAA
Lodderomyces jiufengensis is the source of this 1416-nucleotide messenger RNA. RefSeq names its product ribose phosphate diphosphokinase subunit (gene PRS5). Lineage: Eukaryota; Fungi; Ascomycota; Pichiomycetes; Serinales; Debaryomycetaceae. Gene Ontology annotation, molecular function: magnesium ion binding; ribose phosphate diphosphokinase activity. Gene Ontology annotation, biological process: 5-phosphoribose 1-diphosphate biosynthetic process; purine nucleotide biosynthetic process; ribonucleoside monophosphate biosynthetic process. The transcript has a single exon. Bases 1 to 1416 code for a protein of 471 amino acids. The record is from RefSeq and is a predicted model, not a curated record. Gene Ontology annotation, cellular component: ribose phosphate diphosphokinase complex; cytoplasm.